Molecule: messenger RNA, 1299 nt
Organism: Tympanuchus pallidicinctus (lesser prairie-chicken)
Lineage: Eukaryota; Metazoa; Chordata; Aves; Galliformes; Phasianidae
Product: transducin-like enhancer protein 1
Biological process (GO): regulation of DNA-templated transcription; negative regulation of canonical Wnt signaling pathway
Cellular component (GO): transcription regulator complex; nucleus
Molecular function (GO): protein binding; transcription corepressor activity
Source: RefSeq, a predicted model, not a curated record
CCCUCUGCUCCCCUCCCCGCGCCGCAGAACCGCGACAACUACAUCCGCUCCUGCAAGCUGCUCCCCGACGGCCGCAGCCUGAUCGUGGGGGGGGAGGCCAGCACCCUGUCCAUCUGGGACCUGGCGGCCCCCACGCCCCGCAUCAAGGCCGAGCUCACCUCCUCCGCCCCUGCCUGCUACGCCCUGGCCAUCAGCCCCGACGCCAAAGUCUGCUUCUCCUGCUGCAGCGACGGCAACAUCGUGGUGUGGGACCUGCAGAACCAGAGCCUGGUCCGGCAGUUCCAAGGCCACACGGACGGAGCCAGCUGCAUCGACAUCUCCAACGAUGGCACCAAGCUGUGGACGGGGGGGUUGGACAACACGGUGCGCUGCUGGGACCUGCGGGAGGGGCGGCAGCUGCAGCAGCACGACUUCAGCUCGCAGAUCUUCUCCCUGGGGCACUGCCCGACGGGCGAGUGGCUGGCGGUGGGCAUGGAGAGCAGCAACGUGGAGAUCCUGCACGUCACCAAGCCCGACAAAUACCAGCUGCACCUCCACGAGAGCUGCGUCCUCUCCCUCAAGUUCGCCGCCUGCGGGAAGUGGUUUGUGAGCACGGGGAAGGACAACCUGCUCAACGCCUGGCGCACGCCCUACGGAGCCAGCAUCUUCCAGUCCAAGGAAACUUCCUCCGUCCUCAGCUGCGACGUCUCCACCGACGAUCAGUUCAUCGUCACCGGCUCCGGAGACAAGAAGGCGACGGUCUACGAAGUCAUUUACUGAGAGACACGGAGGUGACGGCCUGGGUCUGUUCCCUGAGAGCAGACGGACUCACAGCCAUGGGGACGGACAGACGGACUCUGACGCAGAGGGGUGGCAGCCCAGGCCUGGAGCCAUUGGCGAUGGGGACCCUGCAGUGCUGGGAGGCAGCUGCUGCUCGCAGGGCCCUUCCCAGAGGUUUCCUCCUCCUUUGGUUCGUUAUUGGUUGGUUUGUUUCUAAACGGGGGUUGGGGGAGCGAAGGGGGCUUUCUUUUGUAAUGUCAUUUUUUUGUGUUUUUUUUUGUUAAAUGCUGGGCAGGAUGAGAGCUCUCCUCAUCUCCCCCUGCACCCAACCAGGGCAUAAUUUAAUAAUAAAAAGCAAACAGCAGCGCGGUGCAUCGCAGGGCAGGGGCUGAUGGGGCUGGGGGCUGCUCUGCACGGAGCCGGGGGGGGACAGAGGGCAUUUCAGCCCCUCAUGGCAUUUCAGCACCCCCAGGGGCCGAGUCCCCGUGUAAAUCAAGGUCCUCCCCAUCACCCCAUGGUGCCCUAGAGGAACUCAACCCC